AAGCGGGAAAUCUUACAAGAAGAUUUCCGCCGUCGCGAAUUGGCGGGUCCCGAUGGUGCCGGAGUUGCAAGCAUGGGCCGUGGGCACGGCCGUGGAAGAGGCAGAGGGCGAGGAGGAAGAUUUGGCAGCAGUAACUUCAAUGGAGGCCGUGGUAAUGGAGGAUAUGGCAGCAACAACAACAACAAUGGCUACGGGCGUGGGCGCGAUACCGGGGGAGCCUAUAAAUCCCAAGGAGGCUUGGGAGGGCCCCAAUGGGAAGGAGUGGAAGAAGGCCCCAGAUGAAGAAAUGGGGAGCAUCAUCGAGAACGACACGUUUGACUUGGUGAACCUACCUCCAGGGCGUAAGGCGAUUUCUUCCAAGUGGCUCUUCAAGCGCAAGACCGACGCCGACGGCAACAUUGAGCGCUACAAGAGCAGACUUGUAGCCAAGGGGUACCAGCAGCAGGAGAAGAAGGACUACAAUGAAGUAUAUGCUCCUGUGGUGAAGGGUACAACCCUUCGAACCCUCUUCGCCGCGGCGGCCAUCAAAGGAUGGGUGGUGAAGCAAAUGGACAUUGUAACGGCCUUCCUCAACGGCGUUUUGGAGGAAGAGACCUACAUGGAGCAGCCAGAGGG
This is a messenger RNA of Closterium sp. NIES-67, 615 nucleotides long. The record is from the annotation of a GenBank genome assembly. NCBI's taxonomy places the organism in Eukaryota, Viridiplantae, Streptophyta, Zygnematophyceae, Desmidiales, Closteriaceae.